Messenger RNA from Symbiodinium sp. CCMP2592, 1197 nucleotides. The record is from the annotation of a GenBank genome assembly. Lineage: Eukaryota; Dinophyceae; Suessiales; Symbiodiniaceae.
AUGAACUGCGUGGUUGGUGAAAGCGAUGAGGACGAUGAUGAGGAGGACGAGGCGGACUUGAGUGCCGCCCGCUCUCAGGCCUUGAAAGAGGCCAUCAAGGAGGGCAACCUGGAGAUGGUCUCCGACUUGUUGGAAGAGGGGGCCGACAUACAGCACGCCUACGCCCAGGGUCUCACACCGCUUCAUCUGGCCGUUGUCCACGAGAAGUUGGAUAUUGUGCGCCUUUUGGUCCAAAGCCGGGCGGAUCCCUUGGCGAAGACCAUGGAUGAUGUCGCGAUGACCCCGCUGGACAUUGCGAAUAUGGAGGGCCAGCAGGACAUUUUCAAUGCGCUCUGCGAGGAAGCGCUCCCACACCCUUUCUGGAGGCGCUUUGCGGGUCCACUGUGUCUUCUGCUGAUCAUCGCGGGGAACGGUGUGAUCUUCCUGUACUUGAAUGAAACGGAUCUAGCGUUUCAGACGAGCGCCGUCUACAGGAACUCCAUCGUCGUUCUUGCAACUGCAUGCAUCGUGGGACUCAUGUUCGCAAAUUUUCUGGAUCCCGGCACGGUCGGGAGCGAGGAGGUUGCCUACGUGCAGGAGCUCCGGCGGCUUCCAAGCAUCGAGGUGACUCUCUCGCGUACCCCGGCCGAGGAUGAGACGUUCCGAUUGCUCACAGAUGAAAAGAAGGACGACGACCCAGGGCAUGCAGAAGACUCCACCUAUCGUUGGUGUCGUACCUGCCGCUUCUGGCGUCCGCCUGGUGUCUCGCACUGCGCCAUGUGCGGGAAGUGCUUCUGGCGGAUGGACCACCACUGUUGGGCUAUCGGAAAUUGCGUGGCCUUGCACAACCACCGCUUCUUUUCGGCCAUGGUAACUACUGGAGCUGCCGCCUGGGCCUUGGCGGCCAUCGCUGUAGCCUUGGGACUGGCGGAGGAAGCACAUGCUUUGCUCCAGCAGCCAACUUUGCCGAUGCUGGUCGCACUGGCCUUUGUUGUUUGGUCGAUGCUCGCCCUGUCGGUCCUCAUACCCUUUGCGGGCUUCCACAUGCUGGCCUUGCUUUGCAACGUGACUAGUAAAUCGACUUGCGGCCGCCGUCCACAGUGGAAUUCCCGACGCCUGAAUCGAUGCAGCGAAUACAGGCAGAUCUUCUGCUCACCGGUCGAGCUUCGACCCUGCGAAGGCUUGGAUGACUCAACGAGAAGAGUGCAUCUGAUUUAG